AUGAAAAUAAUUUAUAGUUUCAGCUUCAGAGCAUACCGCUGGGUUCAAAGCAUGGUGUUUGCUAUUGAAGAAAUUAAUCAAAAUCCAACUUUCCUACCAAAUCUCACUCUUGGAUUUAGGAUUUAUGAUACCUGCCUGACUGUGGCAAAAUCACUUCAUGGCACUGUGUGGAUGCUGGCAGGUCAAGAUGUAGCUGUCCCAAACUACAGUUGUCAUGGACACACUCCAUCCUCAUCAGCGGCCAUCAUUGGGGAUUCUUCUUCUGGCUGUACAAUUCCAAUGAUUCAGCUGCUUGGACUCUACCUACACCCUCUGAUCAGUUAUUUUGCAUCAACUCCUCUUCUGAAUGACAGGCAUCUGUAUCCAUCAUUUUACCGAACCAUCCCAAGCGACGAGUUCCAGGCCCAAGGCCUUGCCCAGAUGGUGAAUUACUUUGGCUGGACAUGGGUGGGAUUACUAGCACAAGAUGAUGAGUAUGGAAAAGAGGGGACCCGGAUUAUUAAAGCAGAGAUUAUCAAGGCUGGAGGCUGUAUUGCUUUUGAUGAAACUGUUCCUUUACUUUACUCUGAAAAAAAGACCAAGCUCCUUGUUGAUAUGAUUGAAAAAUCAUCAUCAAGAGCCAUUGUGUUUUUCUGUUUUGAUUCCCAUAUGUUACCAGUAAUAGAGGAGAUUUUUAGAAAAAACAUAACUCAAAAAAUUUGGAUUGCCAGUGAGUCUUGGUCAAGUUCCUCAAUCCUUUCUCAGCAGAAGUACAUGCAGCUUCUUAGCGGAACAAUAGGAUUUGCAGUCCGAAGAUGUCACAUUCCUGGACUUGGGAAGUUUCUCCUUAGAAAUAGCCCAUUAAUGUAUCGAGAGGACAUAUUUGUUAAAAUAUUCUGGGAAGAAGCCUUUGGUUGUGUGUGGUCAAGGUCUGACACCAGUCAAACCACUGACACAUCAGAUACUACAGCAAAACUCUGCACUGGGAGAGAAAGGUUAGAAACACUUAUCAAUGCCUACACAGACAUAUCUGAUCUACGAAUCACCUGCAAUGUCUACAAUGCUGUGUAUGCUGUGGUUUAUGCCCUGAAUGAAAUGUGUGUUUGCAAUCCUGGCGAAGGGCCAUUUUAUAAUGGGACAUGUACAAAUAUCCAUGGUUACAAGUCAUGGCAGCUUCUCCACUACAUCGAGCACCUGUAUUUUACCAACAGUGAGGGAGAGAAGGUCUGUUUUGAUCACAAUGGUAACAGCCAGGCUUUGUAUGAUAUCUUGAAUUGGCAGGUAUCUCCUGAUGGAACAAUUAGGUUUGUCCAGGUGGGAAGGUUUAAUGGAAAUGCCCCUCAAGGCCAAGAGCUGAUCAUCAACGUUAGUGCUAUAGCAUGGGCUGCAGGACACACACAGGUUCCUCACUCUUUCUGCACUGAAAGCUGUCGCACAGGCUACAGAAAGGCCUCUCAAAGGGGACAGCCUUUGUGCUGUUUUGACUGUUUGCCUUGUUCCCAAGGAGAGAUUGCAAACCAGACUGAUUCUGUUAACUGCAUCAGAUGUCCAGAUGACCAAUGGCCGAAUGUGAGACAGGAUCGAUGCUUCACAAGAACUACAGAGUUUCUGUCAUAUGAAGAGCCAUUGGGUACUGCAUUAGCUGUCAUAUCUGUCAUCUGCUUCUCUCUUACUGUUGUGGUACUUGGUGUUUUUGUCAAAUAUCGGGACACUGCAGUUGUUAAAGCCAACAACAGGGAACUUAGCUACACAGUUCUCUUUGCUGUCAUGCUGUGUUCUCUCUGCUCAUUACUUUUCAUUGGUCAGCCAACAACAGUGACAUGUAGGUUGAGACAGCCUACCUUUGGUGUAGUGUUUUCUUUUUCAAUUUCCUGCGUUCUGGCAAAGACCAUCACAGUUGUAAUUGCUUUCAAAGCUACAAAACCAAAUAGCAGCUUAAGGCGGUGGAUGGGCCCAAAGCUACCUGCAGCAAUAAAUUUUGCCUGCAGCUGUACUCAACUUGUAAUAUGCAUCAUCUGGCUGGUGACAUCACCUCCAUUUGUAGAACAUAAUAUGAAAGUUCAGGCUGGUAAGGUAACAAUUCAGUGCAACGAAGGCUCUCCCUAUGCAUUCUGGGGUAUGCUGGGUUACAAUGGACUUCUGGCAGCUAUGAGCUUUACUGUAGCUUUCCUGGGCAGGAAACUGCCUGACAGUUUUAAUGAAGCUAAAUUUAUCACCUUCAGCAUGAUUGUUUUCCUCAGCGUGUGGCUGUCUUUCAUCCCAGCUUACCUCAGUACUUCAGGAAAAUACAUGGUUGGUGUUGAGGUAUUUGCUAUCCUUUCCUCGAGUGCAGGACUGCUUGCCUGUAUAUUUUUUCCAAAGUGCUACAUUAUCCUAUUAAGACCUGAAAUGAAUUCAAAAGAUUAUCUGAUGGGAAAGAAAACAACCAUAGACUAAAUGGGUCCACAUUACUUAAAAAAUAAAAUCACAUGUACAACCAUGAAAUGUCUCUGUUGUUAUGGAGUGACUUGUAUUUAUCCAUAGCUCUUAAUAUGCAGCAUUAAAAUAAAACUAAGUCUGCCAUAAUACUUGAAUGUAUGGAUAUUAUUUAGAUACUUGGCAAUGUUUAUGUCACCUGCCUGUUUGGU
Protopterus annectens (West African lungfish) is the source of this 2606-nucleotide messenger RNA. RefSeq names its product extracellular calcium-sensing receptor-like. Gene Ontology annotation, biological process: G protein-coupled receptor signaling pathway. The record is from RefSeq and is a predicted model, not a curated record. Gene Ontology annotation, cellular component: membrane. Lineage: Eukaryota; Metazoa; Chordata; Ceratodontiformes; Protopteridae. Gene Ontology annotation, molecular function: G protein-coupled receptor activity. The transcript has 5 exons. Bases 1 to 2415 code for a protein of 804 amino acids.